AACUCAGUGCUACCUGUCACACCUGAGCCAGCAGUUUGUGCAGCCAGAGGAGCUCUGGCAGGGCUCCCUGCUGGGGCCUGGGCUGCCCAGCCAUGCUCUGGGCACUCUGGCCAAGGUGGCUGGCAGGCAAGAUGCUGCCCUUCCUGGGGGCAGUGCUGCUUCAGAAGAGAGAGAACAGGGGCCCUCUGCGGAGGCACUGGCGGCGGGAAACCCACCCAUACUAUGACCUCCAGGUGAAGGUGCUGAGGGCCACAAACAUCCGGAAUACAGACCUGCUGUCCAAAGCUGACUGCUACGUGCAACUGUGGCUGCCCACGGCGUCCCCCAGCCCUGCCCAGACUAGGACAGUGGCCAACUGCAGUGACCCCGAGUGGAAUGAGACUUUCCACUACCAGAUCCAUGAUGCUGUGAAGAAUGUUCUGGAGCUCACUCUGUAUGACAAGGACAUCCUGGUCAGCGACCAGUAUUCCCAGCUCCUGUUUGACCUGAGGAGCCUCGAGUGCGGCCAACCUCACAGACACAGCUUCCCACUCAACCGCCAGGAUUCACAAGAGCUGCAGGUGGAAUUUGUUCUGGAGAAGAGCCAGGUGCCUGCAUCUGAAAUCAUCACCAACGGGGUUCUGGUGGCUCACCCCUGUCUGAGAAUCCAGGGCACACUCCGGGGAGAUGGGACCGCCCCACGGGAAGAGUACGGCUCUCGGCAGCUCCAGCUGACAGUGCCUGGGGCCUACGAGAAGCCACAGCUCUUGCCCCUGCAGCCUCCCACAGAGCCAGGCCUCCAACCCACCUUUACCUUCCAUGUGAACCCAGUGCUGAGCUCCAGGCUACACGUGGAGCUGAUGGAGCAGCUCUCGGCUGUGCAGAGCGACCCCAGCGCGGAGCUGGAGGCUCAGACCAGCAAGCUGGGCGAGGGGGGCAUCCUGCUCUCCUCUCUGCCCCUAGGCCAGGAGAAACAGUGUUCUGUGGCCCUGGGGGAGGGCCAGGAGGUGGCUCUGAGUGUGAAGGUGGAAAUGAGCUCCGGAGACCUAGACCUACGCCUUGGCUUUGACCUCUGUGACGGGGAGCAGGAGUUUCUGGACAGGAGGAAGCAGGUCGUGGCCAAGGCCCUGCAGCAGGUGCUGGGAUUGAGUGAGGCUCCGGACAGUGGCCAGGUUCCUGUAGUGGCUGUGUUGGGUUCCGGGGGUGGAACCCGAGCCAUGUCCUCUCUGUACGGCAGCCUGGCAGGGUUGCAGGAGCUCGGCCUGCUAGACACUGUGACCUACCUGAGUGGGGUCUCUGGGUCCACCUGGUGCAUCUCCACACUCUACAGGGACCCAGCCUGGUCCCAGGUGGCCUUGCAGGGCCCCAUUGAGCGUGCCCAGGUUCACGUCUGCAGCAGUAAGAUGGGAGCUUUGUCCACGGAGCGGCUACAGUACUACGCUCAGGAACUGGGGGUCCGGAAGCGCAGUGGCCACAGCGUGUCCCCGGUCGACCUCUGGGGCCUCUUUGUGGAGUAUUUCCUGUACCAGGAGGAGAACCCUGCCAAGCUGUCUGACCAACAGGAGGCGGUCCGCCAGGGUCAGAACCCUUACCCCAUUUACACCAGUAUCAACGUCUGCUCCGACAUGAGUGGGGAAGAUUUUGCAGAGUGGUGCGAGUUCACGCCCUACGAGGUUGGCUUGCCCAAGUACGGGGCUUAUGUUCCCACCGAGCUCUUUGGCUCAGAGCUUUUCAUGGGACGAUUGCUGCAGCUCCAGCCCGAGCCCCGGAUCUGCUACCUGCAAGGUGUGUGGGGCAGUGCCUUUGCCACCAGCCUGGAAGAGAUCUCCCUAAAGACUGUGGGCUCGGGCCUCAGCUUCCUGGAGUGGUACAGAGGCAGUGUGAAUAUCACAGAUGACUGCCAGAAGCCUCAGCCACACAACCCAUCGACGCUGCCAACAAGGAUCCUUACCCCACAGGGGCCCUUCUCCCAGGCUGUGCUGGGCAUAUUCACCUCCCGCUUCACUUCUGCCCAGAUUUUUAACUUCACCCGGGGUCUCUGCUUGCACAAGGACUAUGUGGCUGACAGAGAGUUUGUGGCCUGGAAAGACAGACACCCAGACGCCUCCCCCAACCAUCUCACCCCCAUGCGGGACUGCCUGUACCUGGUGGACGGAGGCUUCGCCAUCAACUCUCCGUUCCCACUGGCUCUGCGGCCUCAGAGAGCCGUGGACCUCAUUCUGUCCUUCGACUAUUCCUUGGAAGCUCCUUUUGAGGUCUUGAAGAUGACAGAGAAGUACUGCCUGGACCGAGGAAUCCCCUUCCCUAGCAUCGAGGUGGGCCCUGAAGACAUGGAGGAGGCCCGUGAGUGCUAUCUGUUUGCCAAGGCUGAGGACCCCCGCUCCCCCGUCGUGCUGCACUUCCCCCUUGUCAACCGUACCUUCCGCACACACCUGGCCCCAGGUGUGGAGCGACAAACAGCUGAGGAGAAGGCCUUUGGGGACUUUGUCAUCAACAGGCCAGACACCCCCUAUGGCAUGAUGAACUUCACCUAUGAGCCCCAGGACUUUGAUCGGCUGGUGGCCCUGAGUCGAUACAAUAUUCUGAACAAUGUGGAGACCUUGAAGUGUGCCCUCCAGCUGGCUCUGGACCGGCACCAGGCUCGGGAGAGGGCUGGGGACUGACCAAGGCAGGAGGCGGAGGACUGUGACAGAGAGGAGACACCCUGUUCGUGGCCAGGGCUCAUGGAGGGAGGAGCGAUGGAGAUGCUGUGCGGGGUCUGCUUCCCUUCUCUCCAGGACCUGCCUCAAGGUGCCCCAGGCCCCGGAAAGCUCUUGCAGAAUUGCAGCUUGGACUUGGGGCAGGGCUCUCCUUGUGUGUUUUUUGGAGAAGAUGGGCAGUAGAUCUCUCCAGGGGCUCUUGGGGAUGUAGGGCAGAAGACAGCAGCACUCAUCUCACAGCCGGGUGUGGAGAGAAUCAGGUGAGCCACAGGGCCCACCCCAGACACAGAAGCACCUCACAGGGCCCAGGUUCUCAGACCCACACGGAACAGGGGCUGAGGGCAUCGAGAAGCCAGCUGUCCUCCUUACACUGAGACGGAAAGCAGAGAUGCACCCACCCACACUUCCCGCAGAGCGGCCCAAGCCCCAACCCCACCUUGAGCUCCUGGAUGCACUGCUAUCAAGAACAACGAGGGGCCAAGUGGGGGUGGCCAGCCUAUGUUGCUGACUCCAUCAUCCUAACCCUCCUUCUGCCUUCUGGCCUCCUCGUGCCUCCUCCCAGAUCACCCUUGUCUUCCCAGAGACCUAAAGCCUGUGGGGUGAUGGCCCAUUCUGGCUGCUCCAGGUGGGAGAUCUGCACAUGUCUCCCUGCCAAUUACCCAGGCUUCACUCUUCGAGCCUGGGCCACAGUCUCUGGUCAUGUGUGUAGUGGCCACGUCAUGCAAAUAUACUCUCACCAUUCCUAGUAGCUCAA
This is a messenger RNA of Macaca mulatta (Rhesus monkey), 3432 nucleotides long. It is a transcript of the gene PLA2G4F, whose product is annotated as phospholipase A2 group IVF. Gene Ontology annotation, biological process: glycerophospholipid catabolic process. Lineage: Eukaryota; Metazoa; Chordata; Mammalia; Primates; Cercopithecidae. The record is from RefSeq and is a predicted model, not a curated record. Gene Ontology annotation, cellular component: cytosol; ruffle membrane; vesicle. Gene Ontology annotation, molecular function: calcium ion binding; calcium-dependent phospholipid binding.